UCUUACUCUCAGGUUUAUGGCCACGGGAGAGAGUUUUCGUUCACUGGCGUUUCAAUUCAGAAUAUGCCCUAGCUGGGUAAGUAUUAUUAUAAAAGAGACAUUGCAAUCUAUUUGUUCAAAAAUGUUGAAUUCUUCAAUACCAUCACCUGACCAAGAUGUUUUAAAACGUUCUUCCAUUGGUUUUCAUCGCAAAUGGAACUAUCCCAACUGCUGUGGGUCGAUAGAUGGAAAACAUAUCCGAAUAAUCAAACCUAAACAUUCUGGAUCUCUGUUUUAUAAUUACAAAGACUAUUUCUCAGUUGUGUUACUUGCGCUUGUAGACGACAACUACAAGUUUUUAGCAAUAGAUGUUGGUUCCUAUGGAAAAGAAGGUGAUGCAGGCAUAUUUGCUAAAUCUGUCUUAGGACAAAGACUUUCAGAAGGAACAUUCAGAUUUCCUGAACCAGCUAUACUUCCUGGAACUGACACUCUAAUGCCACACGUUAUUUUGGGUGAUGAAGCUUUUCAGCUGACUUCCUCAGUAAUGCGUCCUUACCCAAGGGCACAAUCUAAAUGUGAUGAAGAAAAAGCAAUAUAUAAUUAUCGCCAUUGUAGAGCUAGACGUACGUGUGAAAACGCUUUUGGAAUACUUUGCCAAUAUUUUAGAGUAUUUUUCACUGCCAUCGCCAUCAAGCCUGACACAGUGGAUCUUCUGGUCAUCGCAUCAUGCAUAAUACAUAAUCAUCUAAGAUCUGCAAGAAUUCCAUGCCCGGGUGAAGAAGAGGACCGAAAUGUGUGUCUCCCUACUGAAAAUAUGAUACCCAUGGCAAGACAAGGACGUAAUUCUACUCAUCUUGCGUAUAGCAUACGAGACAAAUUUAAAAAUUACUUUUGCAGCCAAGAAGGACAAGUAAGCUGGCAAUUAUAUCAUGUGAGGAAAACAAGUUAAAAAGUAUUUUUCACGUGAAGAAAGGGUAAAUGCAAAUGUUAUUCUUUUCUUAAAAAAAAAAAUUCUCUUUGUGCUAUAGUAAUGCUGUGUAUUUUUGUAUUUGAGUGUAAAAUUUGUAAAUAUUAUGUCAAAAUAGAUAAUUUAUUAGCAAAUGUGCCAUUAUCCUUAGUAUUGACAUAAAAUUAAGUAACUAUAAAUAGGAAAACAUAUGAUUAUAAACUUCAAAAAACAUAAUUUUUGUUGUGCAUUUAGAAGAAUAAGACAUAAUAUUAUCAAACUUAAAAAAAGAUAGAAAACAAUUUAUUGUGAUAACUUGCCCUAGGCUCACCUACUACUUCAAAAUGGAACAUAUUUUAUUUCCACAUUUCCUGGUGCACACCGACGUAAAUUAUUUUUGGUUUAGUUUAAACACUGCAUAAAAUAUUUUUUAAACUUGGCCUAUUUUUAAAUAAGUAACAACUAUAUAGAACCGUAAGUUGUUUUUUUUAAUGCAGUAAGAACUUUUUUUAAGACCACGUUUUAUGAGCCUUAGUAUUUAUUUUAUUAUUAACACAGAUAUUAAAAUCUCUACUUACCACCUUUGUUUAAAGAAGCUGCAAUUUCCUUCCACACAUUUUCUCGAACAAUACUGUCUUUGUACUUGCAGUGAUGCAAAUCAUAUAACACACGAUGCUCCCUUACUAAAUCAAUCAAUUUCUCGUCCUGUUCUGCAGUAAAACUCUUUGACUCCAUGAUAAAUCGCAUGCGUGAUCACGCUGAAGUCGGGGGCCAGGCAACUGCUGCGCGAUGCCCAUCCGCGACACGCAGCCGUGGCGAGCGGGAAACCCCCGCUUGCGCGGCCUUGGAAAUCAUCCCCGUUUCAACA
This is a messenger RNA of Bacillus rossius redtenbacheri, 1793 nucleotides long. RefSeq lists its product as uncharacterized. The record is from RefSeq and is a predicted model, not a curated record. The coding region runs from base 17 to 928 and encodes 303 amino acids. Lineage: Eukaryota; Metazoa; Arthropoda; Insecta; Phasmatodea; Bacillidae. The transcript is spliced from 2 exons.